This is a messenger RNA of Harpegnathos saltator (Jerdon's jumping ant), 1102 nucleotides long. RefSeq lists its product as uncharacterized. NCBI's taxonomy places the organism in Eukaryota, Metazoa, Arthropoda, Insecta, Hymenoptera, Formicidae. The transcript has 2 exons. The record is from RefSeq and is a predicted model, not a curated record. The coding region runs from base 312 to 830 and encodes 172 amino acids.
UAUGAUUAAUAUUAUUUCAUCGACGUAUGACUAUUUAAUUGAUUGGCUACAACGCUGUGCCAGAGAAUUAUUAUCUAAAUUAUUAUUUAUGUAGUUUCGGAAGAUAUAUUGAUAUGUGCAUUAGAAAUGUUGAGAAUUCUGAAGAAAACGAUGGAGGGGAUACAGCAUUGGCAAACUUGCCUGUGUUAAAAGGAGCUCCUGCAUAUUGUUUCGUCAGUCGCUCUGUAAAGACAAGGUUCGACAGUAGCUUCCACAUAGAGUGAAACAAAAUGUCUGACGUCGAAGUGAACGCUACAUAAGCAAAUUAUUACAUGCCUGUUCAACAUGAGGAUGAGGAUGAGGGUCACUCCAGGUGGAAACAAAACGACGAGUGUUUCGAGGAGCCACCAUGCAAAAUGGAACGUAAGAAAAUUCCUGAGUCAUGUCAUGCUAUUCGCAUCCUGGGGCGCAGAUAUGCUUUGACUGCAACGUCUCAUAAGUAUUUGGAAAUUGGACUCAAUGUACAAUCUCGACUACCCAUGGAAAUAAUCCUCGGUGACAAUCGCGGUAAUGAACUAAUAUUACAUCCAGACACUUCGGGAAAACUGAUGGAAAAUCGUGGCGCUGUACAACGACUUCUGGAAGCGCGCAACCCAUCGUACUUUUUGCUACGGAUUCGAAAUUUAGGAAUGAAAUUGUUCGAGCUAAAUGGUUCAAAAAUUGUAAAAUUAAUGCAAUCUUCUAAGUGUUUGUAUUUGAGUCCUGCUACAAUGAACAAGUUAUUUACUUAUGAAUAUUGCAUUGAUCAUAUAUAUACGCAGUUGUCUGAACAGUCGUAUCUCGUUAGAUAAAAAAUUCAAACUUUUGUAAAAGUUCUUCGAGAAAAAAAUUACCGAAAUAUGCUAUGCGGUAAAAGCGAUACGUGAAAGCGCUGGCUUUGACGGUGAGUUAUUUAUUGAUUGCGAGCUGCUGGCAUGUGCUUCGAAAGAUAUGCGCAAAGCUGUGAGCUGUUUGGUAUUCUGAGAAAUAAAUUACUUUGUCAUAUAUUAUGAUAUAUCUUUUUUACUUUAGGCCACAUCCUUUCUUCCAACUUUCCCUUAUCCCCUUUCUUAGGAUUUUAUAU